CACACACCGCCUACUCGACCUGAACAUCAUGCCUGCCACCCUGCGUCUCCCCGGAAAGGUCGCCAUCAUCACCGGCGGUGCCAGCGGCAUCGGCCUCGAGUCGGUCCUCCUGUUCGCCUGCGAGGGCGCACACGUCGUCGCCGCCGACAUCAACGAGGAGGCCGCUCAGCGCGCCGUCAAGCUCGUCGCCGACAUGUACCCCGACGCGCCGAGGGCGAUUGCCGUCAAGUGCGACGUCUCCAAGGAGGCCGACAUCAAGGCGUGCGUCGCAAAGGCCGUCGACGAGUUCGGCAGGCUCGACGUCAUGUUCAACAAUGCCGGCAUCAUGCACCCUGCAGACGACAACGCGCUCACGACCGAGGAGCGCAUCUGGGACCUGACGAUGAACAGCAACCUCAAGGGCGUGUGGUGGGGCUGCAAGUACGCGAUCGAGGCGAUGCGCAAGAACCCGGACGGGUCCAAGGGCAGCAUCAUCAACACGGCGUCGUUCGUCGCCGUCCUCGGCGCCGCCACCCCUCAGCUCGCCUACACCGCCUCGAAGGGCGCCGUCCUCGCCAUGACUCGCGAGCUCGCCGUCGUGCACGCGCGUGAGGGCAUCCGGCUCAACUCGCUGUGCCCGGGCCCGCUGCGGACCAAGCUCCUCAUGGACUUUCUCGACACGCCCGACAAGAAGAACCGCCGGCUCGUGCAGGUGCCCGCGGGCAGGUUCGGCGAGGCGAUCGAGCAGGCAAAGGGCGCCCUCUUCCUCGCGAGCGACGACUCGAGCUACGUCAUUGGCGCCGACUUCAAGGUCGACGGCGGCAUCUGCGCCGCGUACGUCACGCCCGAGGGCGAGCCGAGCUUGGCCCCGCCGCAGAACCUCGCGCCCGAGGCGUGAGAGCGCCUUGGACCCUCUCUUUUCUCUCUUUUUCCUUCCCUGUCCUUCGACGAUAGAUACCUCGAAACACCCCUGAACCCCGAACACACGCAAUGCAAAGUCUCUCUCUCCC
Molecule: messenger RNA, 989 nt
Organism: Rhodotorula graminis WP1
Lineage: Eukaryota; Fungi; Basidiomycota; Microbotryomycetes; Sporidiobolales; Sporidiobolaceae
Exons: 6
Coding region: 29-877 (282 amino acids)
Source: RefSeq, a predicted model, not a curated record